AUGGCUUCCACAAAACCAAUUCCAGUGGCCCCUAGGCCAAUCAACGGGGUGAUGCCUGUGGGCGUCUUUCAGGGUCCAAGCGGACGAAGUUCGUUCAACUCUGCCAGUCUUUACGUGGGCGACCUCCUCCCCGAGGUGACGGAAGCGAUGUUGUACGAGGUUUUCAACGGAGUUGGUCCUGUGGCUUCUAUACGUGUUUGCCGUGACAGCGUGACACGGAAAAGUUUGGGCUAUGCUUACGUGAACUACUACAAUGUACAGGAUGCUGAGACUGCGCUGGAGUGCUUAAAUUAUAUCGACAUCAAGGGCCAUCCUGCACGUAUUAUGUGGAGCGACAGGGACCCCAGCUUGCGCAAAAGUGGCACAGGUAACAUCUUUGUGAAGAACCUGGACAAAGCCAUUGACACCAAGGCGCUGUACGACACCUUCAGCCACUUCGGCACCAUAUUGUCCUGCAAAGUGGCCAUGGAUGCACUUGGCAAUUCCAAGGGUUAUGGAUUCGUACAUUACACCACCGAGGAGAGCGCAAAAGAAGCCAUAGAGAAGGUGAAUGGCAUGCUUAUAGGCAACAGCCAGGUUAGUGUCGCUCCCUUUGUGCACCGUUACGAACGCGAAUCAACGCUGUGUGAUGUGUUCACAAACCUAUACGUGCGCAAUUUCCCCGACACAUGGACGGAGGAUGAUUUGCGCGAGACUUUCAGCAAAUAUGGUGAAAUAACUAGCAUGCUUUUGAAGACCGACGACAAGGGACGGCGUUUCGCCUUUGUCAAUUAUUCUGACACCUCUAUGGCAAAGGCUGCUAUGGAGGCCCAGAAUGGUGUGAAACUCGAAGGUAUGGAAGAGCCUCUUAUGGUGUGCCAGCACAUGGGCAAAGCGAGGCGCUACGCCAUGCUGAAGGCCCAAUAUGACUCGAGUGCUCAGGACCAUCGUAACAAGUUUUUGGGAGUCAACCUUUACCUUAAAAACCUUGAUGACGCCAUCGACGAUGCUGCCCUUCGCGACCUUUUCAAACAGUAUGGAACAGUGACUUCUUCGAAGGUUAUGCGUGACCCUAACGGUGUUAGUCGCGGCUUCGGUUUCGUCUGCUUCUCGCGCCCUGACGAGGCUACGAAGGCCGUUGCGGGCAUGCAUUUGAAGCUUGUGAAGAACAAGCCGCUGUAUGUUGGUCUUGCCGAGAAGCGCGAGCAACGUGCUAGCCGUAUGCAACAACGCAGUCGGCAGAACGAGUUGAUGCAGUAUGGAGAUCGCCCAGGUUAUAUGCCGCUAUACCCGCCGGACAUGCCUCCACAUGUGUACUACAAUCAGGUAGGAUUCCGCCCGUCGAUGCCCUCACAACCGAUGAGUGUGGGCCCGCGUGGUAUGCGCAUGAUGGCGCCUGUACCCAUCGUCCACGGCCGAGGCGCCGCUUCCCCACACGCGCUACCGCAGGGACGUCGUGCUCCCGUGAAGCAGGUGCCUCUGAGCGGAUUUAAAUUUACUGCUCAAGCUCGCAACCGUACAGAGAUGCCGAAUGGAUCCCCCGCCUCGCCGCCUCCCCCAUCACAGCCGGCCAUUGACGGCGCAGCCAUGCACAAGCAAAUGAUUGGCGAGCGCUUGUUCCCUAUUGUUGCCCGCGAAAACCCCGACUUGGCUGGGAAAAUCACCGGAAUGAUGCUGGAGAUGGACAACCAGGAACUCAUGGCCUUGUUGGACAAUGAGCAGCAGCUGAAAGACAAGAUACAGGAGGCGAUGCGCGUCCUCCAACAGGCGUCUUGA
Molecule: messenger RNA, 1755 nt
Organism: Babesia ovata
Lineage: Eukaryota; Apicomplexa; Aconoidasida; Piroplasmida; Babesiidae
Product: polyadenylate binding protein
Exons: 1
Coding region: 1-1755 (584 amino acids)
Cellular component (GO): cytosol
Molecular function (GO): mRNA binding
Source: RefSeq, a predicted model, not a curated record